Lineus longissimus is the source of this 4181-nucleotide messenger RNA. RefSeq names its product cystathionine gamma-lyase-like. The coding region runs from base 71 to 1243 and encodes 390 amino acids. The transcript is spliced from 11 exons. Gene Ontology annotation, cellular component: cytoplasm. Gene Ontology annotation, molecular function: carbon-sulfur lyase activity; pyridoxal phosphate binding. The record is from RefSeq and is a predicted model, not a curated record. Gene Ontology annotation, biological process: transsulfuration. NCBI's taxonomy places the organism in Eukaryota, Metazoa, Nemertea, Pilidiophora, Heteronemertea, Lineidae.
AUGUCCACAUUGCAUUUCGCAGCCAUUGCACAUGUGACUGUUGUGUUGAACACAUUACAUCUCAUUCGUCAUGGAGAAAACACCUUUCCCUCAUUUCGGCACUGAUGCCCUUCACGCAGGACAAGAUCCAAUGCAAUGGAAAUCACAGGCUGUAGUCCCUCCGAUUUCUCUGUCAACCACAUUUGUCCAGCAUUCCCCUGGCGAGCACACUGGUUAUGAAUACUCAAGAAGUGGAAACCCGACAAGGAAUUGUCUGGAAGAGUGCAUCGCAAAGUUAGAAAAUGCCAAAUUUGGUAUGGUCACUGCCUCUGGGCUUGCUGCAACCAUGUGUGUCGUCCACAUGUUGAAGUCCGGAGACCAUAUAGUCAGUAUGGAUGAUUUAUAUGGAGGGACAAAUAGGUAUUUUAGAAAGAUUGUGUCUCAGUUUAAUAUUGAAACAACAUUUGUUGAUUGUACUGUCGCUGAAAAUGUACAGAAUGCUAUGAAAGAAAACACAAAACUUGUUUGGAUUGAGACCCCGACCAACCCCACCAUGAAACUUGUAGAUAUAGAGGCGGUGGCUAAGGUGGUCAAACAAAAACCAGGCUGUAUACUUGUUUCAGAUAAUACAUUCAUGUCCGCUUACUUCCAGAGACCUCUAGACCUUGGCGCUGAUAUUGUUAUGCAUUCUGUAUCAAAGUACAUGAAUGGUCACACUGAUGUGAUCAUGGGCGCUCUUGCAACAAACGACCCUAAAAUCGAUGAGAAACUGAAAUUUCUGCAGUAUGCAAUGGGACCAGUUCCGUCUCCCUUCGACUGUUACCUUGUCAACAGAGGUCUGAAGACGCUCCAUGUACGCAUGAAAGAACAUAUGAAGAACGGUCUUGCUGUGGCCAAGUUCUUAGAAGAACAUAAGUUGGUAGAGAAAGUGCUUCACCCAGGUCUGAAAUCUCACCCACAAUAUGAGCUUGGUACACGCCAGAUGAAAGGCUACAGUGGUAUGCUUGUCUUCUAUAUCAAAGGGGGAAGCGAAGCCGUCAAUAAGUUUAUGAAAGCUAUCAAGGUCUUCGCUCUUGCCGAAAGUUUAGGAGGUUACGAAAGUUUGGCAGAGGUUCCGUCCAUCAUGACUCAUGCGUCUGUCGUCAAAGAUGAGCGUGAACGUUUGAAUAUCUUCGACAACAUGAUCCGUCUGUCUGUUGGUAUUGAGGAUGAACAAGAUCUGAUUGAUGAUCUUGCACAGGCACUUCAAGCUUCCGCUGUGUAAGUGACAGAGUCCUCGGAAUGUAUAGCAACGUCACUUUCUGCCCUGGCUGACUGACUGUUCGAAGUUGUAGGUUUUCGCCAGAACUUCAUUGGAUAUGGGAUAUAUAUUUUGUAGUCGUACAUCACUUGUAGUGUCCUUGACAAUAAUAACAAACAGCUGAUUUUCAACUUGUAGUCAUACAUUGAUGUUCUGUUUAAAAGUUCUAUCGUAUAUUGUGAAAUUUGUUUUGUGGUACUUUGUCAACAUAAACAAUGUUAACAAAAAAUUGGAAAUUGUUAAGCUUCAGACAUCAAUGGCUUGGAAUAUACAUAUAAGCACUUUAACAAAAGUAAGUUCCCCUUAAGUCAUUGGUUGUAUUUUCUGAAGUCUCCUCAGCAAUGCAAUGAAAAUUAUGUAAUAUUAUCGCUAUGUUCUUGUGGCUCUUUUUCAUUUAAAUGAGGUUCAUAUAUAACAGUUUGUGCACCCCUGUCGAGUUUUUUUAAUCAGCCAAAGACCACAGGUGAUAGCCUAAAAUUGCUGUCUCUACUUUAGAAAAUAUGACGAAGCAUCUACAUGUAGGGGAGACUUGCAUUUGUUUAGAAGUUUAUAUUGGUCAGUUAUGGUCAAUUGUUCAACAUUUUGUUUCAAUCAUGUAAAUUUACUUUCUCCUCGAAUAUUGCCUUUGAGGAAUUCCUUUCUGGUGAUUAUGUUCUUCCUGAUCAGUAUCAUUUGGCAGCUUGGCUGACAGCUUAUAAAUUGCACAAUCGUGUCUCACUUAACAACAUAACAAUGCAAUGAAGUCUGUUUAUUCAGUUAACUUCUUUUAUAUAUACUGUAGCAUAUUACUUUUAGACUUCAGUUACUCUUCCCUGUUCAGUGGUUAUUGCUUACACUAACUCUACGUAUUGCAUGCAGGUAUAUUGAACCGAUUUAUUCAACAUUCCUUCGAAAACUAAUUUUUCAUUAAUAUUGAUGAUAUGUGCUAAAUAGGGUGUAUUUGUGUUUACCACGAAAGUGUAGCUAAAAGAAUUGUCAUAUUGACAACCUUUUGUUUUAAAGGUACCGGUGCAUUCAAAAAGUUUUUUGAAACAAUUAAUGAAUUUCAAUGCUAAUGUUCUUUUUCCCUGCAAUCUCAAUCAUAGAUGGGCUGUUUUCCUGGUGAAAACUGCUGUCGUCUGUCAUAAAUUGUCAUGGUCUCCGUAAAGCUGGUCCUCAGUGCAGGUUCCAGAUACCCAGAGCUCCUUCCUCAGGGCUGCGAUUUGUGGUUAUUUGGCAUGUUUUGCAAUGCUGAUUAUAAUCAAAACACCUGUAAAAAUUAUUUGUCAGGUAGUUCUUGCGAUUGACAACAAGGCUUUAUUAAAGUUGCAUUUGCUAGAUCUUGCUGGUGGUGGUUUUCUCAUGCAUUCACCAUAAGUAUGCUAGACAGUAGGUUGUUCCAACUUUCCACCACUCCUGGUACCUGACUGUACAUCAAUGAUCAGUUUUGUCAUAUAUUUGCCUUCUCCUAAGCUUCUUGCGUGCCUUAUUUAUGAUGCCUUCAUUUACAACAGCUUCCCACUUUAAAUGCAGGUUGUGCUAAUGAAUUAUAUGAUUAAUGGGAGUUUGGUGGCAUACAUGUACUAGUUAAGUGUCAACACUGAGGGAAAUUGUACACUUGUUAUGAAUAUGCUAUAGGAAAGAGAAGUCCUCGGACCAGCUUCUUGGUUAUUUUUAAGGUUCUCCGUUCCACUCUGCCAGAAAAAUGUACCCCUCCAUAAGGUUAUAUCUUGGGUGAAUUAGUAUGUGCACCUGCUGCCCCAACAACUAAAUCACACAGCCAAUUGACUGAUCUUUACUGUGACAUUGGCCACAACAGUCCCAGUAUGUUGUGGAAAACUGACCUUCGCAUUUGGUCUUUGUUAUACAAUUUGGGUCAUUUUUAUCUCGAGCACUCCUUGAGAUAUUUUCAAUAUUUUGACUUAGAUCUCAAGAGUCUAUUGUUGAGCAAUUAUAUAUCAAUUGUUGAUAGAUAAGGGCUAAAAAUACCAUGAGUGUCAGUACAAAGUAAGGGCAGGUUACAAAUUUCUGAUAUUGAAUAUUUCAUUUGAUUGUUUUGGACUUGGCAAAACAUGUUAUGAGAAUAUCAUUAAAAACCAGGCAAUUGCCACUCAUCUAAACACAGAAAAGUAAUGGAAGCUACUUAAUAGGUUGAACCAGCUUGUGUAACUGUAGGUUGGACUUGCAAUUUGCAUAAUAUAAAAAGCUAUAACAGCAAGUCCCAUUAUUUUAGUGGCCCUGCAGUGAAUGUGUGAUAGAUUUAGUAAUCGAGUGUUUUUCCUCUGAUUUCUGAGAAGUCAUCUCCAUAUGUGAAACCAUCUAUGUACAGUACAUUUGUAUAUUUGAACAUAUUGAUGUGCAAUUUGGUCAUGUUAUUGAUUUUGACAAUCUAUAAUAUCACAUCUCCCAGCAAUGUAUCCUGAUUGGCAGAUGUCGGCCAGGGCCUUGAUAUCUGUUUCUACUGGUUAGAAAAUGGUCAAGGACAUGAUGAGCUGUUGCGGAAGUUGUUGACAUUUACCCAAGUGACAUACAUGUAUACACCAAACUGAUCUGAUUGUAUAACCGAAAAUGAUCCUAAUUGUAAUGAGCUUUAUGUAAUAGGUCCCAUCAUUGCAGCCUCUAUUUUGUGCUCGUAUGAAGAGUUCUUCUGUAUGACUAUUGAGUUUCACCGUCUUGAGACAAUUCACAAAAAAUGUGCUUACGUACUUUAUCUAAUCUGUAAAAGGUGGACUGAAAAAGAUUGACGCUUUGACUGUAAGGGAACUUUCUUGAAACUAGUGUUGCUGAUAAUAGUUAGCUUCAGGUAACUGAUAACUUUUUCGGUAUUAACUAAAGCAUUCCAGCGUAUUGUACACUAUGGGGGAGGUGUUUGUAUUGUGCGAUAUGGCUUGAUAUGAAUAAAAAUGGCUUAUGUCUUACUAAA